Exaiptasia diaphana is the source of this 1758-nucleotide messenger RNA. RefSeq names its product zinc finger MYND domain-containing protein 19. Bases 101 to 811 code for a protein of 236 amino acids. Lineage: Eukaryota; Metazoa; Cnidaria; Anthozoa; Actiniaria; Aiptasiidae. The record is from RefSeq and is a predicted model, not a curated record. The transcript has 10 exons.
UAAACAGAGUGGAGCGCAAAUCUUUGGCAAGUGUUUUCUAUCCUACAUUGAAUAAAACUAGUCAAACUUUUUCAAUCGAAGACAUCUUUYAGGGAUUUGGAUGGAGCCGGGGUUAAAGUUAGGAAUUGUAUACAUCGGUAAAGCCGGAGGAAAGCAUAAGUACUCCCUGGUUGAUGAGAAGGAUAUCCCAAUUGUUAAAAAGUUUAGAUUUGAGGCAAGAGUGGAUGUCGACAGGGAUGGUAAUGGUGCUAAUAUCUAUGCUUAUGCUUAUGAUAUGAACAAAGAAAGGACUAGAGGCUGCUAUUUUCAUGAAUAUAUAUGGGAGAGACACUGUGGUGGUGUUGCYCCAGGGUUUAAAGUAAUACACAAGAAUGGAGUCACAGUAGAUAAUAGGCUAUAUAACCUUACCAUAGUACCAAAUAAUUGCAAAAAGUACAAAAGACAAAGAACUGAAAAAAUGGAUUGUUAUGGUGAACCAAGUGAAGACCAAAGUAUUUACUGGACAGCAGUUUCCAGGAUUCCCCCUCCUGAACCACACGAAGAGGAACUCAGUUGCACAAGUUAUAGUAAAUUCUAUGAUGCAAAUGGAAACCUAGUUAGAGAAGAAGAUGAUUCAUCAUCUUUUUAUGAAUGUCACUUUGCACCGUGUAGUAAAAUAGAACAUGAGCUCCAAGAGUUCAGUAUUUGUGGAAGAUGUCAGCAAGUUAGAUAUUGUGGUACACUUUGUCAGCAGAGGGACUGGCCRAAUCACAAGAAAUGCUGCAAGGAGAAAGCAAAGCAAAGAUUGCAAAGCAUUCCACCUGAACGAUAGACAGCAUCUAUAUCUUAUUAGUUAAGACUAUUUAAAUUGGACUAAGGGACUCUAACUACACAUAAGCAACAAAGGUUAAAAUUCAAUCAUUUUUCAUUGACUUCUGCACAUUUUGUAAUGUACAAAAAAUACACUUUCCAUGCUGAUGCUCAACAGUAGAAUUUUAGUUUUAUUGCUGAGACAAAGAGUUGGUUUUUAGCAUUACACUUAAAUCCAUUGUUUUCUUUAACAACCAAUGCUAACUGAUUGUCAUUGCAUCGUCGAAUGAAAAGGACCCUAUUAAGGAUAAUUAUUAUAAUAAUAACAAUUUUGCUGUAGAUUUUUCUAAAGUAUCAUUGAGUCAAAGUAGGAAAAGUGAUGUCUCAGAAUUUUGAUAUAUAAUUACUGAUCUCUUUGCAUACAAUUUCUUUGUGUACAUAUGUUCCCACCCUCCCCCCUAUGGAGAAAAUUUGAGAAGAAACGUUUCCUGCCCAAACCUUGAACAGAUGUUAAUGCAAUAGCUCUUUUCCAUUACUUUCUUUUCAAUACUCUUGUUUUACAAUUAGUGUCAUUUGCUGUGUAACCACGACCUUAUAUUAAGCAACACAGCUAUAACAUGAAAUGUUUUAUCACUCAGACUUAUUAGAUGCACAUUAACCAGGGCUCAGCAGCAACAUCUAUUAUGGCUUCCAGAGUGAUCCAACAUGUCUUGUUUGUCCAUAACUUUUAAAAGUUUGAUACUUAUGAAAUAAGAGUAUUGUCUCAAAAAGUCUUUUUAUGGGAAAGUAUUUACCAUAAUUUACAAUUUGUAUUCCGCUUGAACUUUGAACAAAUGGAAUUCUGAGAUGCUACUGACAGUAAUGACUGCAAAAAGAUUUCAACAUUUUACUCAAUGUUCUGUUAUGUAUCAUGUAAUUAUAGUUAGUACUUUGAUGUGUAUGAAAAAGUGUAAUAAACCAGUGAAAAUA